Cercocebus atys (sooty mangabey) is the source of this 10440-nucleotide messenger RNA. RefSeq names its product uronyl-2-sulfotransferase (gene UST). The record is from RefSeq and is a predicted model, not a curated record. NCBI's taxonomy places the organism in Eukaryota, Metazoa, Chordata, Mammalia, Primates, Cercopithecidae. The transcript is spliced from 8 exons. Gene Ontology annotation, cellular component: membrane. Bases 6575 to 7558 code for a protein of 327 amino acids. Gene Ontology annotation, molecular function: sulfotransferase activity.
GCCUGGGCGACAGAGCGAGGCUCUCUCUCAAAAAAAAAAACAAAAAACAAAAAAACUUCAUUGAGUAUCCCAGUAAUGUCUUGUAUAGAUCCACAAUCUGAUCCAGAAUCAUGUAUUACAUAUAAUUGUCAUGUAGUAUAUAUAUUUUUUAAGUCUAAGCCAAUAAUGUUGCAGAAUUACCUUGUCUCUUAAUUUGGUAGUGUUGAAUGUUUCCUCAUAGUUAGAUGCAAAUUAUGCUGUCUUUUUUGUAGAAAUAAAUAAUGCAGAAGGGAGGCUGAGUUCUCAGUGCAUCAUGUUAGCAAGUACACGAGGCUAACUUGUCUUAUCACUGGUGAUAUUAACUUUCAUCACUUCAAUAAAAUGGCAUCUGCCAAGUUUCUACAUUAUAAAUUCAAGUAACAAGUAUUUUGUGCUUAGUAACUAACAGGUAGUUAAUAAAUAUUUUAUAAGGAGCCACUAAAAACUAUGUAAAUAUUCUGUUCUUUAUUAGAAUUUUAUCUACUCAUUUUAGCAUCCAUUGAUGAUUCUCGUCAGAAUCCAUUAUUACCAAAUGGAUGCUGUUAUUACCAAAUUGCUGCCAAAUAGUGAUUUUCUACCUUCUCAUUCUUUGUAGAUUUAUAAGUUGGUAUUCUGCUGUGAAGUAGAAGUUUUUCUCCCCCGUUUACAUAUUACUCAUUCAUUUAUCCUUACCAGUGUAGAUUCAUGGCAUCUUACUUGAUUUAAUGGUCUAUAAUCCAUUACUAUCCGCAUUUAUUUUGAUGCUCAUGUUUUCCCAGAUUUGGCCAGUGGGAAUCUCAUCAACUUGUGUCUUGUGUUCUUUCUACAUGUCCAUGUCAUCCCUUACUUUAUGAUACAACAGGAUGUUUCAGACUCACCUUUUAUGUUCCCUGCACUGUAAUCAGCUAUUUCUUUAAGGCUGUCUGGUUCUUUUUCGUAGAGAAUAGUGUUUAUUAACCAAGAUCUGGGUGCCAGGUUUGCACAUUGCUACUGGAAGGUCGCUGCUUCUAGGAAUUAGGGAACAGAAAUAGAAAAAUAUUUUAACGUAUACACUUGCACACUCAUGUCUAUAUCAAUUUCUAGAUGUCUGUCUAUCCUUGAAAAAUCUUAUGCUUACAUUGGUACUCCAAUUCUAAUCUAACACUCUAGGUUUAUUCUAGUCUUUCCUCUUUCCAUAUUUGUAACUCCCUCUUUGAGAAGAAAUGGACCUCUGUUAUUGUCAAUAUACUUACUUUUUGCUUAAGCCUCAGUGUACACCCAAUUCUCACACUUAUGGGCUGCCUCCUUGGCUCUGAUGCACUGACCCUGACCCUACUUGAAAAAAAAGAUGUAAUAAUUCUUAAUUGGCAAGAUAGAUGAAACUGAAGUAAGGAGAGAAAGAGACUGAAUGUAUAGAAAGAGAACUGAGAGAGAGAGAAUAUAGUAUUCUGCAUAGUCUGUAAAACCAAGCCCCAUGCAUUGUCUCAAGGCAGCUUUUUGACUUCUACAGCCUCAGUAACCAUAAGGUAUGAAAUAUCUCUGUCGGGGAAUAUGAGUAAUUUGCCAUUUCUUCAAUGAUACAAACAAACCUGAUUUCCCUUAUUUUGGGAGGGGGUUUGUGAUCUCCAAUGUGAAGCAUCGUUAAUAAGGAUAAAACAUUACUUUUGCAUCAAAAGCAAAUAUUUUAGUGGAAGAACUUGAAAAGGCAAACUAUAUAUAUUAUGGAUAGUGCAAACAUUUGUGUGUGUGUGUAAACAAUAAAUAAGAUUUUAAUUGUUUUUAUUAAUAAACAAAUUAAAUAACCUAACCAGUAAAAAGUGCUAAUAGAGCUGAUGUAAUGUAUUUCCAGCUCUUACUUACCUGGCUCUUAAAUGACUCGGGUGUGUUUGUAUUUGUGGGUGAGUGAGUAUAUGUGCACAUGUGGACACACACGGAGAGUGGUGUGUUUCCCCACAUCUGUCUUCACCACCAGAGAGGUAGAGAUAAUUUCCUUUAGUUUUAGAAGAGGGGGUUGGCAGAGACUAUUCUUUUAGUUGAAAAAUGUAAAAUAUCACGUGAAAUGUUGAUUUUUGGAGUACUUUUCUUGCAUAACUACAUGCCUUUUCAGACUACGUAAAGGUUAAUGACAAAAUCUGAAAGAAUGAUUUAGAAAGAUUUUUAUCUUAAUAAAGCAGACUAGAAAGAAAGGAAGUUUAUCAUUGACAUUAUAAAAGUUACCUUUGGGAAAACAGUUACCUAUAAAUUAAUCUGCGGCCCUUUGCUCUAAGAAUACCUUUUAUAUCUCCAGCUAGCAUCAGAUCUUCUUGAAAUCAAUAGUAAUCUGAUUGCCUCCAGAGAACAGUUGCCCUCCUGUGUUUUAAGCCACAGAGGAACUGUGCAUUUUUGUGAUAAGCAUAACUUAGAGGAGGAUUAUAUUUUCUUUCUUAAUCUAUUACCUACCGGUGCUGCCUUAUCCUGUUACUCACAUUUCCUUUUCAUCAUUAAGUUGGUAGCACAGAAAAAGAAAUGUGAUAUUAGGAUUGGUAGCAGUGGACCUUAAUUUGGAAGGGUAGGAAAUAAUAGCUUUCUUAAACCUUACCUCAUACGUUAGAAAGAUUAGCCCCUGUGUUUAGGGUAUCAGUUAACAUUGCUCUCUGGUGGAUUUUAUCUUGUGUUCUGUAGACUAAGAAGAGAUUGUUACAGAAUUUUAGAUGCAGAAUGAAUGAAAGGAGAAAAAUCACCUUCAGUUGAUGAUGCAGGAUAUUUGAUGUUAUUCCUCCUCCAGGUAGACUUCUAGUCUUCCACUAUUUGAAAGCAAUUUUCGUGUCACUCAUAAAUAAUCAAGAAACGGAAUUCAUGUUAGGUUUAAAGAAAGGACUUAGAAAUCUGAGCAUGGCUUUGACUGAUAAUAAGGAGAUAACAGAAAAAGCUGAAAUAGAGGAAGGAAAUGAGAGUGGAGGACUAAUAAUAGCAGGAAAAUUUGAAGAUACACUUAAUGUUCUGAGAAUUUUUCCACUACAACUCAACUCUUAGGCUUGUUAGGAGCAUCUGAGUAUAUUUAACUUCAUGAACUUCAACUCAUAUAAGUUCAAGUUAUGUUGAAGAAGCAUGCUCAGAUGGUCUGGAGAAGCUAGAUGUUGAGGGUUGAAUCACAGGAAUGUGUUGGAUAACCCUGGUGUUAUCUAGCUUUGAAAAGAAGAUGAUUCAGGCCAAGAUCUGUGUCCCAGUCACUAGGUGAUUGUGCAGUACAGGUACAGUAAGAGAUAUUUCCUUGGCCUCCUGCUCAACAAGCUCAGAGCCAAUAUACACUACUUGGUCAGCAAAACAAGAGUCUUCUUUGAAGACUUAGACUGUGCAGUAUAAGAAACUGCCUGCUGUUGGAGAGCUUUGGAGAUCCACCUCUGUGAGGGGUGGAUACCAUUCUGACACAUCCAGUCACCAUCAUCAGUAGAGAUCACUGAUACAUUAAAGAGGUGUGAGCUACUGGGAGAUAGUUUUUGCUAGGAGGUAUACUCAUUAUUUAUUUUCACUCCCGCUGAGUCAAAUUCGAUGGGGAUAGAUGGUAUUUUCUUAGUACAGAAUCCGGUCAGUAGAGUUCCCUGGGUCACUUGAAUCAUGGUUACCUGUGGUGUGGUAUGGGGGUGGGGGGAAGGUGACACAUCCCCUUUCUAGACUUGUGAGACAGGCAGUGGACACCGAAAGUGGGAGGAUGUGGGUUGGCAGUCUGACUAAUAUGUCCCCUGAUGGUAGGCCAGCACAUUCUGUUAUUUCAGUUGGAGCCUGAAGUUAUUUUGCUGGGCAGGCUGUAUUUAAAUUGCUUGUUUGGCUUCAGUAGUGGCAAAGAUAGGAACACAGGUCCUUGGUGCAUCCCCUUUGGAGGAGCACAUUGUUAAUUAAACAGUAGGUGCCUACUUACCCAAAGAGCAUUGAAAUUAGAUACAAAACAUUUUUAAGCCUAGGACUUGAGCCAUGUAGGCACUUAAAGAGAAGUCUAAACCUUGGCAUAGCUGGCAAAUACUUUAUGGCUUAUUAUCUUUACUUUCCUGAGUCUCAAGCACCUCCUGGAGUUCACAGGCCAUCUGAAAUUGCCCAGGAAGGAGUCCUGGUGAUGCGUUAUGGGACCAUCCAUCUUUCCACGAAUCUGCUGGUAUACACAUCUCAAGAGAGCAAGAUAUUGGUGUAACAUUGCCAUGAGCUCAGCAGAAGCUGACUCAGCUGCCUUUAUGCCCAAAGGAAGAGUUCUUAGCCUAAUAGAUGCCGUUUUCUUAAUUUUGAAAUUAUUCUAGUUUGUUAAAAAAAAAACACAAAAACCAACAACAAAAAAACCGAAUUGUGAAUUAGAGUGUACUCUGUAUUCAUUAAAAGAAAACCUUGACUUGAUAUUUAGAUGAACAUAUGUGGUUUACUAAAACAGAUGGUAGAGAAUUUUUACCCUCAAGCAUGUAUUUUUAACAGUGUGUUUUUGUUUUUAUGACUUUUUGAAGUGAUUGGAUUAAGGAGAGUAAGAAAUUCUUCCUAUAACAAUCUAUUUUCAUUUGUUCUUUUUGGAGAAAAAAAGCUUUUUCAUAGAGGUUGUCAAGUGUUGCCAUAUGUUUAAGAAUGAAUUUGAACCAUUCACUUUCUGAAUUUUAAUCCCUUCUGAGUUAUACGUAAUUUGACAGAAGUCAACAUAUUUGACUUCUGUCAAAUAUAUAUGUUUGUCAAAUAUAUGUCAAGAUAUAUGACAUCUGUCAAAUUACAUAUUUGUUCAACUUAGGUCUGGUGGUGGAUGCUCCUAAAUACUUUGUUAGUCUUAUUAUUUAUUUAUUUAUUUAUUUAUUUAUUUAUUUACAAAGAACAUUAUAAUUGUGCUCUUUCACUGGUUUUUAUUUUAAUACUUGACUUGAGGUCAAGAAUUAUAUGUAGAAAGCGCACAGACAGAGCAAAAUCAUAAGUUAAUAAUGCCAUUAUGUUACUGGAAAAAUUAAGCAUGCAGAGCUAGUUAUAGCAAUAUAAUAUUUUGGGAAAAUAUUUAAAUUAUCAUAUGCUUCUUAAGUUUUAGAAAGUAUGUUUCAUUCGCUAAAGACAAGCAGAUAAUGUGCUAUUAAGAGCACAGACUCUGGAACCAGAUUGCCUGGGUUAAAAUUCUUGGCUCUCACUUUCUAGAUUUAUAUCCUUGGCAGGUUACUUGGCACCACUUGGUUUCACUUUUCUCACCUGUAAAAUGGAGAGAGGACUAAAUGAAUUUAUGCACAUAAAACACUUGGAGCAAUUCCUGACCCAUAGUAAGUAAAUAAAAGUAUUUGCAAUGAUGAUGAUGAUUGUUUAUUAUUAUUAUUAAACUUUACAGCAAAAGUAUUCAUUAAGUAAUCAUUACUGACCACCUACUAAGCAUCAGCCACUUUUCAAGUCUUAACGAAUCAUUAAAUUAAUCAGAUCAACAUUAGAAACAAUUUAAUGUUACAAUAACAUUUAUAACCAGUAGUAUAUUGCGGUUAACUUUUCCUUAGUGCUCCAUUUGAAUAAGUCAGCUGAAAACAGAUUUGCCUCUUCCUUAAAAAUUAGAAAGCAGAUGCUAUUUAUUUGGGAGGGAAUAAGCAGGAAUUACUCAAAAUAUAUAUAACCUACCAAAACCACAAUGGCACCAGUUCCUUGGGAUAAGAAGUGAAAAAUUCAUUUAAGAAGAGAUGUGCCCCAGAUCUAGGUGAGGGUACCCAGGGACAAAGUGGACAUUUCAAGUUAAGCCCUGGGAUGGAUGGAUGGAUGGACGGAUGGAUGGAUGGAUGGAUGGAUGGAUGGAUUUUAGUUAUCUUUAAGAUUAACCAUGUUUCACAUUGCUAGAGGAAAGAGGUCUUAACGUACAUCUUUAUAUGGGCGAGCACCUCUGCACCUGGGUCCACUGUAACCAUGCAUAUGGUUUUGGCCUUGCUUUUCCCACACAGCCAUGUGAGCAGGGACCCUGUGUGCUAAUGAUCAUCUCUAGGCCCAAGUUCCCUAUCUGGAAAAUGCAGAUAUCUUCAGCUACGUGUGAGCAUCAUUGUGAAGUGGGUAGAACACAUGGGCUAAUUAUAUAUUGUGUGAGAUUCCAGACACAAGGAUUAAGUGUUCUCUGUGCUGUUCAGUCUGCUUCCAAAAUCCAGCCCGAAUCCACCCCACUCUCACCAUCUCUAUCUGCCCUUUUGAGGUCAUCACUUCUCUGCUGGACUCUGCAACAGCCUCUCCCUGUGACCACUGUGUUCCCCUGGUCCUUACUCCUUCUUUUUACCCUUGGUUUGUUUGGAAUGGUUGGGGGCUAAUUUUUAUACAUUCAGAAACACUUGUUUUAAGACUUUGUUCUUUGUAUUCCUCUUCUUUCUGAUAGUUACUCAUAGCUUCAAUCUCAAAACACAAAACAAUUUUACCACACCUAUCAUUGUGUAUGUCUCUACUUGCUUUGGACUGACCUAAGGAAUAUUAUUUUGGAAGGUGUUUUAAAAAAUAAUUUCAUAGUUUGUGACUUGAAGUGCAAGAACAUCCUGGCGUUAGUAGCAUGGGGAAAGACUUAUAUAUCACUCUGUUAACAUUUAAAAACCAGGCACUACACUUAAAAGAUGGAUGAUGAAUGCCACAGAAAGCCUACAACUCCUGAAGCCUCUUGUCCAUGAGACUGGGAAAUUCCACUUACUUGGAUGACCAUGGGCCACCUCCUAGUAAGGUACUGCCUUUCCCAAGCCAGGUGGUGUACAACAGAGUAGGCAAGUGUGGGAGCCGUACUGUGGUCUUGCUUCUGAGAAUCCUGUCGGAGAAGCACGGAUUUAAUUUGGUCACAUCAGACAUUCACAACAAAACCAGGCUUACUAAAAAUGAACAAAUGGAACUGAUUAAAAAUAUAAGUACUGCCGAACAACCCUAUUUAUUCACUCGACAUGUUCAUUUCCUCAACUUCUCAAGGUUUGGAGGAGACCAGCCUGUCUACAUCAACAUCAUUAGAGACCCUGUCAACCGGUUCUUAUCUAACUAUUUUUUCCGUCGCUUUGGAGACUGGAGAGGGGAACAGAAUCACAUGAUCCGCACCCCCAGCAUGAGGCAGGAGGAGCGCUACCUGGAUAUCAAUGAGUGUAUUCUUGAAAACUAUCCCGAGUGUUCCAACCCCAGGUUAUUUUACAUCAUUCCGUACUUUUGUGGACAGCAUCCCAGAUGCAGGGAGCCUGGUGAAUGGGCCCUUGAGAGAGCAAAGCUGAACGUGAAUGAAAACUUCCUGCUCGUGGGGAUUCUUGAAGAGUUGGAAGAUGUGCUGCUGUUACUGGAAAGAUUUUUACCUCAUUACUUCAAGGGCGUGCUCAGUAUCUACAAAGACCCAGAGCACAGGAAGCUUGGAAACAUGACUGUGACGGUGAAGAAGACUGUCCCCUCUCCCGAGGCCGUGCAGAUCCUCUACCAGCGGAUGAGAUACGAGUACGAGUUUUACCACUACGUCAAAGAGCAGUUCCACCUGCUGAAGCGCAAGUUUGGACUUAAGUCUCACGUCAGCAAGCCCCCCCUGAGGCCACACUUCUUUAUCCCAACUCCACUGGAAACUGAGGAGCCAAUCGACGAUGAAGAACAGGAUGAUGAAAAGUGGCUAGAAGAUAUUUAUAAGAGGUGAUGUGACUGUGUUGCCUCCAUGGCUUUAUCUCCCUUUUCCAUAAAGUUCUUUGUUUUGGGGAAGUAAAAUCCUUAAGGGACUAAAUUAAUGCUUGGGUGCAUUAAAAAGAACAAAACAUUCCCACAUGUUGGGGUCAUUGGGAGAUGCCCGGUUUUGCGGGUUUUAUUUGUUUAAUUUUAUUCUGUGUUUUCUCUUGGCUCUUUGGGUCUUUCCCAGGUACACUAGAUGGCUCCAUCCCAAGGCAUCUUGUCAUAAAACAGCUUUCCCCCUACCCCAUAUGAUGGGAAAAGGGGGAGAAAUAUAGCCCCUAGCCUAAUAACUUAUCAUUUGUAAAAUGACUUAUAAAAAUAUUACCUCAAUGGUAGGAGACAUCCAGACUUGUAUAUUUCAGUAGAAAUACAAACCACUUCAGAGACCAGGGAAUCCCCUCUGGAAGGAUCUAAGAGAAGGUAAGACAGAUUAGGACAUCAAAAGGGAGGAUGGAGCCAGGUGCCAUGGCUCAAGCCUGUAAUACGAAGCCAAGGUGGGAGGAUCACUUGAGCCCAGGAGUUUGAGGUGGCAGUGAGCUGUGAUCACACCACUGCACUCCAGCCUGGAUGACAGAGUGAGACUCUGUCUCAAUUAAAUUUUUUUUUUUUUUAAAGGAGGAGGAUCUCCCUGGGUAAGUGGUUUCUACCUGCAUGGGUAGAGUUCUGCCUCUCGUCCUUCUCAGGGGGCACUUUCACCAAGAGCAGUGUCGUUAUCUCUGGAAGAGCAAGUCAGCUUGUGCCACGUCCCCAACCAAUCCCCAGCCUGGAGUACCUUUCAAGGUCAAAAUGCAUGACCAGCUCCAUUGAAACAUUCCAUUUCGAAGCACCAUGCUGACAGAUAUCAAAGUAGUCUAGCAGGGAAAAUAAUCUGUUUGCUGUCUAAGGAAGAAUGUAAACAAGACAGAUAAAUCUGAAGGUCAUGUGGCAUCAGGGAAAGGGCAUGGCUGUAUCCUUUGCACCCAAUAUGAAACAUCUUCUCCCAACAUUGCUUUAAAUGGAAGUUCCAGGAACCAAUUUAGCUCAGGCAUUUGACUCCCACAGCAGAAGUUCCGAGCCUGACCACAGAUGGUGUGUAAUCUAUCAAACACACCCCUGGCCAAGUUGGGUCCUAUAGGACCCGGUACUAUGUACUAUUGUAACUUCUAGUCCCCUAAGAGGUACCUGUUUUCAGUAAAAAGGGGUCCUGAGUUCUGUGCAGGUGACAGAGCUACCCGAGAACUACCUGAGUUCUGUGCAGGUAGAGUCCCCUUUCUUAUGGGACCUGUGUGCUCCUGAGCACACCUCAACUCUUACUUGAGACAUCAAAAUAGAAGCAGCAAGAGCUUUUGGGGCAGAGACUGCUUGGCCAGCUUUGUAAGUAAGUGGCUGCCUCCAAUGUAAUGUAACUAGAUGUUGGGCAGUCUCACUGUCCUAAGGUAUGUCUUCUUGCCCCCUCCCACUGCCCCUCCCCUGCCACCUAUCAACGAUGCCUUGGUUCAGUCAUUAGAAAUCUGUUCCUUUGAGUUCUGAAAUAUUUUCACCUUAAAGAAAUCCUGAAAAUGCACAUUCUCCUGGGGAGACGAUAAACAGCUAGCUGAGAAGCCGAGGUUCAGUGGUGGCAGAAGGAAGGAUACUUGCAACAAAUUUUGUCUAUUUCAUAUUUGUCCCCUAGAGCCAGCCCUAGCAAAUGUGUGAGUUGGGAGUAGUUAAUAGUAAAUAAGACUCUGACUUUACACAAGCUACACAUUUUCUACUUUUCAUAAACCACCAAGUCUCUCUAGAAUUUUUUCUUCCUUCACUAAAAUUGGACGGUAGCCAAGAUGUAAAGCAAGUCAUUUGGAACGUGCCGAGUGAGCACUAAAGCUACUUUAUCAUGAGAUGUGUGUUAAGAAGGCUCCAGCCCACAGGAGUCCAGGGAGGGCAGGGACCACAGAGGCACGGAGUCCACCACUUGGCCGCUCAUGGGCCUUCUUUCUGCCUCAGAGGAUGGGGGCAGAGAAGCAAUUAAGGGAAAUGUUCUUAGAGGAGGAAAUAUCCUUUGUCCUGUUCAGAGAGACCAGGGCCCUACCAUUAGGCAUACUUUCAAAAGCAACCUGGAGAACAGCUAUCAUAUUCAAAACCAGUACAAGAACUGCUGCCUGGUACUCUGUGAGUCAUUUCUAUGAAAUUCCAUAUAAAGAAUGAUGAUUAGUUUACACACUGUGCAAUCUCGCAAUCUGAAAAUAAAUUUGAGUUGGCUGUGUUUUCUCUGCUCUUGUCAGAACAUUGAGACAAUUGGUCGUUCAAAAACAUUCAUCCUCUUACUGCAAGUUUACCUGGGUACUGUUACCUGUGUGUUCAAAGGCAUUUAUUUUCAGCAGUGAUCAUUAUAACUUCACAACAAAAAAUGGUGAUGGAUUUACUUACAGGGUCCUAAUGUUAUUUUGUCCCAACCAACACCCUCUAGGUCCUAAAAGUCAAGGUACUUCAUCAGUUUAUUUGGCAAAUGUGACAACAUUUUUUUUGGCCCUGGGCCCAACAGUUUGUACUUCAUGAAACAUAUUGUACAUUUUACAUAGUUUAAUUUAAAAAAAUACCUUUUAAGCUAGUUGAUCUUUGACUGUCUUAUUUAUUAUAACCUUUCAGCACAUUCCAAGGUUUUAGUUACUCAGGAAGGAGUUAAUUAAAAUGAUUUUAUUUUGGUCUGAUGGAUGUUUUUUAAAAGGAAAAUUAUUAUUAUGAACCUUCAGCCUACUUUCUUGAGUGCCGUAAAAGUGCUUGUAAAUCUUUUUUUUUUUAAGAAGAAAAAAAUGGUGUUUGACAUUGAUGGAAAUUCAAAAAUAUAUAUGGAACUGAAACAUUAACUUAGCUAAAAUAAAAGCAAUCUGUGUUUGA